AUGGAUGAGGCGGAUGGUGGGGAGGAAGAGUCCAAGUUUCAACAUCCUCGUCUGAGGAGAGUCGGGGGUGGGAGUUGCAUUCAGAAUAAACACUGCGCGCCAGGAGGGGGAGCCGCGUCACGGAGGAGCUCCGCGCACCACGAGCAGUCCACUUCCACAGAUGCGCGCCCGGGUGCUGAUGCUGCUGCGGCGGGUCGAAGCGGAGGAGGAGGUCGAGCGUCUACCGUAGAGGUGGAGACUUGUAAUGUUGCAGGUGUCGGUGACGGCAACACCUCGGCACCGCUUUCCAGCAUGAAAUGCAACAAAAACGGGGAAUGCAGGCGUGACUCCGGCACGGGGAGUCUCCGGUCCAUCAUGUCCAAGACGGACGGGAGUAAACGGGCUGCUUGCAAUUCAACGUCCAGCAUGGACGGAAUCGGAGCCCUAACUCAGGGGCAGGACGCGUCAAACCCCAGUGCGACCCCCAUGUCCACCGGUGUUCCGGAGAAGAAGGACUCGAAAGUGUCCUUUUCCAACGCGCCGAGUCGGAAAGCUUCUUCCUCCAUCCACGGCACCCAGCAGCCCAGGAACUCGUUGACAUUUAUCAAAUCCGAGGAUGCUUCCCAGAUCGGGGCCGAGGAUAGUGAGACCCGGGACAGCCAGGCGAGCUUCAUGCAGCGGCAGUUCAGCAGCAUGCUUCAGCCCGGGGUCAAUAAAUUCUCCUUACGCAUGUACGGGAGUCAGAAAGCGGUGGAGAAGGAGCAAGAACGGGUGAAAUCGGCGGGCAACUGGAUCAUUCACCCCUACAGUGACUUCAGGUUCUACUGGGAUUUCACCAUGCUUCUCUUCAUGGUCGGCAACCUGAUUAUUAUUCCUGUCGGUAUCACCUUCUUUAAAGAGGAGACUUCCACGCCGUGGAUCAUUUUCAACGUAUUCUCUGAUACAUUCUUCCUCAUGGACCUGGUGCUGAACUUUCGCACGGGUAUCAUUAUCGAGGACAAUUCUGACAUCAUUCUGGACCCUAAAACCAUCAAAAAGAAGUACCUGAGGACCUGGUUUGUGGUAGACUUGAUCUCAUCCAUCCCGGUGGAUUAUAUCUUCCUGAUUGUGGAACAGGGCAUAGACUCAGAGGUGUAUAAGACGGCGCGUGCUCUAAGGAUUGUGCGAUUCACUAAGAUCCUGAGUUUGCUGAGGCUACUGCGGCUUUCUCGGCUAAUCCGCUACAUUCACCAAUGGGAAGAGAUCUUCCACAUGACCUAUGACCUGGCGAGUGCAGUGAUGAGGAUAAUUAACUUGAUCGCGAUGAUGUUGUUGCUGUGUCACUGGGACGGGUGUCUACAGUUCCUGGUGCCCAUGCUGCAAGACUUCCCCUCAGACUGCUGGGUAUCCCUCAACAAGAUGGUGAAUGACACGUGGAGUGAGUUGUACUCGUUUGCCGUGUUUAAAGCGAUGAGUCACAUGUUGUGUAUUGGUUACGGCCGUCAGGCUCCGGAGAGUCUCUCUGAUAUCUGGUUGACGAUGCUCAGCAUGAUUGUUGGUGCCACCUGCUACGCCGUCUUCAUCGGACACGCUACGGCCCUCAUCCAAUCACUGGACUCCUCGCGACGCCAGUACCAGGAAAAGUACAAACAAGUGGAGCAGUACAUGUCCUUCCAUAAACUACCGGCAGAUUUCCGACAGAAGAUCCAUGAUUACUAUGAGCACCGUUACCAGGGUAAGAUGUUUGAUGAAGAAAGCAUCCUAGAGGAACUAAACGAGCCGCUUAGAGAGGAAAUAGUGAACUUUAACUGCCGUAAGCUGGUGGCCUCGAUGCCCCUGUUUGCCAAUGCCGAACCCAACUUUGUGACAGCCAUGCUGACGAAGCUCCAUUUCGAAGUCUUCCAGCCGGGCGAUUACAUAAUCCGUGAGGGCACCAUCGGCAAGAAGAUGUACUUCAUUCAACUUGGCGUCGUGACCAUUAUUACCAAAGGAACUGUCGGAAUGAAACUUUCUGAUGGCUCCUACUUCGGAGAGAUCUGUUUGCUGACACGAGGUCGUCGUACGGCGAGCGUGCGAGCAGAGACCUACUGUCGGCUGUACUCUCUCUCCGUGGACAAUUUUAACGAGGUGUUGGAGGAAUACCCCAUGAUGAGGAGGGCGUUUGAGACUGUGGCCAUUGACCGACUGGACCGUUUAGGGAAAAAGAAUUCCAUCCUAAUGAAUAAAGUACAGCACGACCUCAACUCUGGCUCCUUAAACAAUCACGAGAAUGAGAUGAUCCAAGAGAUCGUAAAAUACGACCGUGAGAUGGUAAAGCUGAUAGACCUGCAGCGUCCACGGGCCAUGUCCAUGACGCCAUCCAUCCCAGGCGGGAUGUUUGCUCCACCCGGCCAAUCACAGGGCAGCUCUGCCAUUGCUUCCCUCCAGCAGGCGGUCGCUAUGAGCUUCUGUCCCCAGUUUGGAGGCCCUAUGGUGGGGCCGAGUACCUUGCAGUCACCCAGGAUGGUCAGACGGUUCCAGGUGGUACAAAACCUUGCCAGCCCAGUUGCCAUUUCUCCCCAGCAGGGGCAGCCACCAGGUUCAGUACCAUUUGGAGCACUUGCUGCCGUAGCUUUGGCGAGUACGCCGGUGCAAAGUCCGCUAGUAGCUGCGGCAACUGGUGGACGGACAUUCCAGUAUGGAAGCGGCCCAAUGGGUGUCCGUUCCGGCUCUCAGUUGUCGCUCAUUCAACAGCACGUUCCCAGUCCCACACGACCCACCCUGCUUAAGAGCUCCCUCCCGUUGCACCAAACGGGCAGCAUGACCCAGGACGUCAGAGAUCGGUCUACUUCCCAGUCCUCACUGCCUCAAGAUGGCACUCUACCCGUCGCACCAAGCCCACCGCCAUCAACUCGCGUUUCCUCUACAUCAAUUGGUCCUCCACAAACACCUCAUCCAGCCAUUCCCGGGCCUUCUGGAGUUAGGAGUGCAGUUCCUCAGAGAGUGGUGUUACCCCAUCAAGCGGCAACAGCAGCAGCUGCGGUUGUAAUUUGCCCAUCCACACCACCUCCUACAGGUACCCCACCUGGUACGGUGGGACUGGCGCCUGUGGACUCCGUAAUACGCAAGAAAGAUUCCAUAGUCAGCCUUCCCGAGACGGACUACACAGCCAGAUCCAGGCUAUCGUCCAAUCUCUGACGAGAACUCUGGGACUGUUUGCUAUACUUUGGAAGUCCCAGUUGAUUCGUUUUUGUCUGAGCUCUACCCGAGUUCUGUAUUUAUAGGAGCCUUCCAUGGAGAAGGUAAGCUCGAUGGCUUUUCAUGGGAACCAGUUGACUUAACACUGCUAGAUAUAAAGUCUAUGCUACAAGUAGUUUAACAAGGUUGGAUGCCUCGAUUCCACUUGCUUGUGUAGUUAGCGCCGCCCCUGUAUAGCUUCUAAAGCUUCUAAAUAUAGUUGUCUUUAUUGUCCCGAGUGAAGGGGAAAUAUCCUGUUGUGUUUUACGUGGUGUAUUUUGUAGAGUUCAUACAGUGCAAUCGGGCCUGGGCUGCGACGACAAGAAAAUCAGGGACUUGCAAGAGAUGACAAUGAUGAAAUGUAACGCUUUGCAAAAGUGUUUUGGACUGUCUCCGUUCUUUCAGUAGAGGCUCUACUCAUAGCAAUUGAAUUAAUUGUCUUUCACAUCAUUGUAAAAUAUCAAUGAAAACGUAUUAUGGACCGCUGGUCGAUCUUAUAUCUAAUUGUAAAUAAGAAGGGGAAAAAAGGGAAAAUGUUAUAAUAGAAAAAUAAUUGUAUUUACUCAAACCAAAGUUGAGCUUGAACACAAGCUUUGGUUGUGUCUGUGUCAACUGAGAAAAAGAAGUCAGAUGAAAACUUCCUCUAUUUAACUGCCUUGAUUCCAAGUUUAGAAGCCAUAUUCAUGGUUUGUGUGUGCGUGUGUAUUUGUUUGUGCGCUUGAUCAUAUUUGCUUAUUAUAAAUUUUUAUUUAUUUAUUUUUUCUCAAAAGGGAGUGCAAUGCACAUGUAGUGGAAUGCUUGUAUUUUUAUGUCGUUUUGUCUGGUUUGUUGAGUGGGUUUCUUAAUAAAGGCAAUACUUCGCUGCAUCAAGGUUGCACAUGAGUGUUAGACUUUUAAGAAAUUGGUGUUCUCCAGAACACAUUAAAAUUAGCAGACAGAA
This is a messenger RNA of Xyrauchen texanus (razorback sucker), 4114 nucleotides long. Its product is annotated as potassium/sodium hyperpolarization-activated cyclic nucleotide-gated channel 2-like. Gene Ontology annotation, cellular component: membrane. The record is from RefSeq and is a predicted model, not a curated record. The transcript is spliced from 8 exons. The coding region runs from base 1 to 3135 and encodes 1044 amino acids. Gene Ontology annotation, molecular function: voltage-gated potassium channel activity. Lineage: Eukaryota; Metazoa; Chordata; Actinopteri; Cypriniformes; Catostomidae. Gene Ontology annotation, biological process: transmembrane transport; potassium ion transport.